Molecule: messenger RNA, 1125 nt
Organism: Mesocricetus auratus (golden hamster)
Lineage: Eukaryota; Metazoa; Chordata; Mammalia; Rodentia; Cricetidae
Product: beta-defensin 36-like
Exons: 2
Coding region: 154-357 (67 amino acids)
Biological process (GO): innate immune response
Cellular component (GO): extracellular region
Source: RefSeq, a predicted model, not a curated record
GGGAUGUGGAAGGCAGCUGGCUCAGGGCAGACUGUAUGCGUGGGCCUCUGAAGACACGUGUCCCAGCUGGUUACAAGGAGCAGGGAUCCAGAGCCUUCUCCCAUUGCCCGGUACUUUGCCAGACACAGUUAAGACCCUGUGAUUCCUGAAGCCAUGAAGACUGCAGUGUUAGCUAUGGCUUUGCUGCUGCUGCUAUCCCAGGUCAUUCCAGGGAACGGCGAAAAGUGCUGGAAAUCUCAAGGUACCUGCCGCUAUGAAUGCAUCAAGGACGAGAAGCUCUACAUCUUGUGCGGGAAUGGCAAGUUGUGCUGCGUGAAGCCCAAGAAAGUGCCACAGCUGUCACAGAACUUGGAUUAGCACUCUAAAACCCGAGGCGACAAAAAUGAGGGUGAACCCACCCAGAGUCUGACCUCGGCUGUUCCCUGAGCUCCAUUAGAGCAAUACUGGCUUUGUGUAUGUAGCCAAACACCAUCAGAAGGCACGGCAUCAGAAGGCAUGUGGUAAAAGGGUGCAUUUGUGCGUUUAGUUCACCUUUCCUAGGAGUUCUGCAUCUGUGAGGCUAACUAAUUGCAUGGCAAAAAUAUUCAGAACUAUUUUCAUCUUUACUGGUGUGGGCUACCCUUUCUAGUUGUUUCUAAACAAUAUUUUCAAGAACAACAUACACAGCAUUUACACUGUAUUAGGAAUUACAAGUAAUCUAGACAAGUUGUAAGUAUAGUCAUUCCUUGUGGUCUAUGGUUCUGUAACCCCUGGGAAGGCCAAAAUAUUUGUACCCCCAAUUCUCUCAUAUAUAGUAUUAUACUGCUUGUGUGUAACCUCUGCACACCACCCUAAUAAUAUAUGUAAUAUUGAUUGUGCAAGAUAGUAGAUUUUGUUGUAACAUUUUCAUUUGGCAAACAGUUUGGUCAUGUUCACCCCCAUUACUUUCUUACAUUUUCCCCCAAUCCCUUUUUGCUUCCCCAAUAAUCCUCUUUUAAUAUUUGUGUCAUUUUUAUUUUCUUCUUAAGAUUCCAUGUAUGAGAGAAAACAUCUUUGUUUUCCCAAACCCAGGCUUAUUUCAUCUAACAAGACAAUCCCUAUUUCUGCUUAUUCUCCUUCAAAUAAAAAUGGUGUUGUUUUUCAUGA